Molecule: messenger RNA, 10392 nt
Organism: Strongylocentrotus purpuratus (purple sea urchin)
Lineage: Eukaryota; Metazoa; Echinodermata; Echinoidea; Camarodonta; Strongylocentrotidae
Product: phosphofurin acidic cluster sorting protein 2
Exons: 15
Coding region: 35-2191 (718 amino acids)
Biological process (GO): protein localization to plasma membrane
Source: RefSeq, a predicted model, not a curated record
CUUGCUUAUUCAUUCCACAGAUCGGUCGGUGGACAUGGACAACGAGAGCGACGACGACGACGACUCGUAUUCGUCUGACCAGGAGAACAGCGACAGCGGUGAGAACAUGGUGGGAGGCCAGGUGAGAUCCCAGCUGCAUGCCCACCAGCUCCCCUGGAACGAUCUUCUUGGUGAAGGUGAAGAAGAGCAUGAACCAGGGAGGAAAGGAAACAAGAUUCACAAUGCUACGAGGCAAAGAAACUUCAAGCAGAAGUUCAUCGCCCUGCUGAGAAAGUUCAAGGUCGCCAGUGACGAGAGUGACACGGAACCGUAUCCCUUCGAGGACCAGGACCAGACCCCGAUCGAUGAGGACUUCCUCUACGACGAUCUGAGCCUCAUCAACUACAGCGACAGUGGUCCUGACAUGGACCCGGACGAGAUGAGCAUCGAGUCUACGCCAAAACCUGUCCUGAGACCUUUCUUCUCGCAAGGCAUCCCUACAUCAAGCUCCAUGGCUGAAGACAUGGAGCAUGUCGGUCAGUCUGAGGCCACGCCGGACAACAACCAAGACACGGUCAAGCACACGCAGGAUUACUUCACCAAGGAUGCAAGCAUGGAAGAGCUGACCAUCCCCGAUGACGAGGACAACACCCACCGCUUAGGCGACCAUCGGAGACAGGGUAGCAACGGCAGCUCCCACAGCACCACCGACGCCAACAAAAACCCCGUCCCCUCGGCCAAUGGAGACCGUACCAUACCCCUGGUGGGACCCCAAGCGGGGGCAGCAGGGGUCAGGGAGGUGGGGUACAAGAGGAGUAGCAGUGCGGGGAGAGAGAUGAGGGUACCGAUAGGAGGAGGAGGAGUUGGAGGAAGAGAUGGGGAGCACCGGAGGAACAAGUCUGCCGAGAGGUCAAACAGUCUUGGGACGGGAGAUAAGAGGAAACCUAAAUUGCCAAUCACUGAACAGCUCUCAGAGUUAUGGCUCACAGACGAAACAACUCCGGAGAAGAUACUUCUUGUCAACAUCUCAGAAAAGCACGGACAGUUCAUUGCCCAGUGCUUACAAGGAACGAGGAUAAGCAUCGUUAAAACGGGUACAGCAGCAGACGUGGAAGCUACUAUCCAGUUCAUUGUACACAAAAUACAAAAAUUCUGCAAUCAGAAUGCCAGAGUCUUGUCACCCAUCAAGAUCGGCGUCUGCGGGAGUGAUAGCUACAUUGGCUCCGUCCUCAAGCCCUACGUUGAGCAGUUCUCAGCCAAAUCAUCAGAAUGGCUCAACUAUGUCAAAUUCUACAUUGUCCCAACAGGUAACAACUCUGUGGCCAAAUAUCUGAGUUCAGUCGAUACGAGAUACAACUCAUUAUUCCAAGACUCCUUCUGGAAGGAAGUCUGGGAAAAAUCAGAGAAAGAGGCUGCAGGUGAUAAGAGAGAGAUAGCGAAUCGUGUGGAGAAAUAUCUGUCUGGUGCUACCACGAGUCUUGGCUUGCCGAUCGGAGAGGUGAUGCUCACAUGCAAAUUAAGGGGAUCUGAUGAUGAAUCUUGCCAGAAAUUUGUUCCAUUCAUUAGUAAUGUUUUAAUUGGUCCUCCAAGUUCAGCAUUAGGAGCAGUGGCCAUAGCAGAGAGUGAUGAAUCUGCAUCGGGUUAUAGCCUGCUGUCCUCCAGUCCACCAUCGUCUGCCAAGGAGAGGGUGGACGGGAGCACCCCACCCCCUAGCCCCGCUGUCAGUACUACCACCGUCCCACAGAGCAGCAGCAGCAGCAGCUCUGUCACCCCGACCAGUCCUCCCACGCCCAGUGGCCCCAGCGAGCUCCUGGACCUCCAGGUGGAGUACUGGCCCAUGUCAGGGAGCAAGAAGGACAAGUCGUCCCUCAAGAGCGCGUUCCGCUCCCUCACAGUCUACCGUCUACCGUCCAGCAGCGAGGCACCCGCGGCGACCGCUGCCCUCUCCAUGGUUGUCGUUACGAGGGAGAAGAACAAGAAAACAGUGAUGAGGAUAGGGAAGAGAACUCCAGUCCCUGAGCUUAAGAGUCAAACGGUAGAUGGUAUCUACAGACUGGUGUGUACGUCAAGAACACAGGACUACUCACUUACAGUAACCAUCGAUGGCAACGAGUUAUCCAGGGUGAAGUUUUUCCAGUUGUCGGCGCAAUGGCAGACGCAUGUGAAGCUGUUUCCCGUCGCUCUCUUCGGCCAUGUUGAAGCACCUUGCUAGGUAGAGGGCGCCAGACGACGUACAGCCGCAGGAUGGCUGGCUGGAGGAGGACAAUCAAUGCAUGCUGCUCUGCAGGUCACAUGUCUAACGGAUGCUGUGCACUUUGGCAAUCAGGAUAGCUAUUUAUUGUGAAGACCAUCAGGUUGAGGAAUUAACAAAAUCGUUUUACCGUUUUGAUGAUAGAGAAUUUUUAUGAGGAUUAAUUAUCGCUCUCUUUAGGGUGUCAGUGAGGUUGCUAUAGCUACGCAAGCUUUGAGACAAGUUAAGAUUGUGGUGAUGGAAUGGUAAUUUAAAUUAUCUGUUUCUUGGGAGACUGCUUAGCUUCAUGCCAUGUCAAUCAUUACAUCUCAGUCUUACCUCAAGAUAUUUGCCCGAAUGCCAGCAGAUUGCUUUUUUGAGAAGUAUUGAGAUAUGUAAAAGAACGGAUUAUACUUAAUACUGUGGUUAAUAGAAUGUUCUGUGUAAUCUUUAGAGAGUUAUGUUUUACAAUUGAUCUUUUGAAAUGAUAUGUUUGAUAACAAAUAAAAUGGCUCACAGUCAUAUUCUAGGACAGGUGACAGAAUGGGCGGUUAGCAGUUUGGUAGCUUCUUCAGUGGCUUCUUCAGAUCUUCCUGUAGCAUAGGUUUACGGAAAGUCCAUUGGAUAUCCCGUUUAUCAGAUGCUGCAAUGUGGAAUAUAAUCAAGACAGCUACUUGAUCUAGAGGGAAGUGGUAUGUUACAUGUUUCGAGCCACCAGUUGUCCCAACAAGUUGUUUGCUACCACAUAAACUGCUGCCAACACUCACCAAGUUCAGACAACCUUGCCGAUCCUGUCCUACAACAUCAGUAUUAUGUUUCCAUCAAUCCUCUUACUCCUAGUUGAGGAGGAAGAAUUGCAAUCACUUUUUUUGUUGUAAUUUUCUUCAUUUUUGAUUAGCAGAGAUGUUUGUUACCGGUACUUUCUUUUAUAAGAGGUGCAUAUAUUAAUUGAUCUGUUUGAACUUUGGUGCUAAGCUUGGCUCAUUUUGACGUACUGUGUUUCAACAUUGAGCCCUUUUAUGACAGCUGGUUAAAGAACAGGUUUCUAUCUUGACAUUGAGAGGGAUGUGCAUCGGCGUUGUCUGUGGCAUGAUACUGUAUGAAACUAACUUUUAAAGGGCCAUUUUAAGUGCUCAAAAAUGUUGCCAGCAUCAUUGUACUGAUUAAAAAGUUUUUGUAUUUUGUAUUAUGCUUGUUGAAAUUUGUUCAAGAUGCAUGCAUUGUGUGUUUUUGCUUUGAGGAAAAGGGAAUUUUUUCUUCCUUUGCUAAUGGAUGUUCAAGGUUGAAAGUUCGAAGUUCAUAUGUGCAGUCGAAGAUAAAGAGGCUGGAUGGACAACAGACUGAGAUUAAUUUGAUGUAAAUAAGUCUUAUGAUAGCUGUCUUUAGAAUGUGUAUGUGUGAAAUUACCCUUUUUUUCCCUAUUUUCUUUCCUUAACAAUAGUAAUGCUUUUAAAGCCAAUCGACUGUUGAACAGUCUUCCUAAUAUAAAAAAUAAUUUGGUUCCCUCUGCUUCAUUUCUCUUUUUCCUACAUAGCUUUGGUGAAUCAUAACAUGAAGAAAGUAUUUGGUUUCGGUUGAGAAUCAGAGAAAUGUUGAUCACAGGAGCAGUGCCCAGUAAAACCCUUGCUAUCUGUUAUAUCAGUGUGAUGUUACAAAAACACCUGGAGUGCGGUAUAACACACACAAAUUCUUUUGUUUGCAACCAACUAUAAAAUGACAAUCAAAUACUGAUCACAAACGAUGAUUGUGAUGCACUUGCUUCUGUAUAUUUAUUAGUGCAUGUACAUACCUCGUGAAAAAUGAAAUUAUUAAAUGUCUUUGCCAUAUUGUAAAUGGGGCAUUAGGUUCUCUCAGAAUGCAGCUUUUUGUCAAAGAUGAAUCUCUAAAUUGGCAACUAAGGCAAUCGAGUUGAUUUUUUAAUGCAUUUUUCUGUCCAAGAUGUCUUGUUCGUUACGAUCAACUUUCCAAACUCCUUUCCCUUUCUGUGAAAUCUAUCAUCUGGUAUGAAGCUUUAGCAACGAGAGGAGCGUUGAUUUCCAUGGCUGCCGAAGGCCUUCAUUUGUGCAAUAUAUGAUGAUGAAUUUUGACCCCAAAUACUGAAGAAAUAAUUUGUAGAAUUGUGUCCCCAUUGCUGCAGCUUGAAUUGUGUCAUGUCUUGUUUUUUUAAUUGAUUGCAGUUUGUCAAUCAGCUUGCUAAUUUUAAAAAUGUUAUUUCUGGAAUUUCUGUGAAAUGCAUGAACUUUUAGAACAAGAGUGCACCAUUUCGCCCUUUCACUAGUUGAAAAGCCAAAGGUUAAUGCGUGAAUUUAACAGUAAUGAUUCAAAAUAAUAUAAAAUGUUAAUGCUACUUAUGCUAUUUCUGGAAUGUGUGAAUGAAUUACAUGUAAUGAUAGUAGACGUCUUUUCUUCUCCAUGUCAAUUUAUGAAGUCCAAAUUGUGGGCAUCCAUAGCACUAAGGAAGAACAGUAGAAAUUCAUUAAAUAUAGGGUUAUUUCUUGGACGGUGUUAGUAACUUAUACAUGCUUUUAAAAGAACAUUUCAGAUCAUUAAUAUGCAAAAAAGGGCUGCAGAUUCUAAUGCCAAAGUUUGAAAGAAUAACAAUGAAAAACAAUGAGAAAAAUACAUUUGAGUUCAUCAUGCCUCGAUUUUAUGAAUGAAGUACACAUAGGUUAAGAACAUUUCAUCUGCUAUUUUGACAUCUCAAUCAAAUUCCUCAGUCAGUCCGACAAUUAGACUUCAAAGCAACUUCAAACUAUCUGAUUCUUGGCCUUCCGAGGAAUUUUUAUUUCAUCUUGAGUCUGUCUUUUGUCGGUCUGACCCAUGUUUAGAGUUUAAAAAACCCACCCCUCAUUCCCACUGCUAUUAUCCAGAUCCCAUACCGUCUGCAAACCGAACCAAUUCUUGGCCAGUUGGGUAACAUAAAUUUUUGUUCGGGCUGUUGUCGGUGUGGCAUCGGUGUGGCGUCGGUGUGUCCGGGAUACAUGAACACGCUAAAUGUAUUCAAUAAAAACAGAUUCCAGGCACAAAAGAAAACGGCGGUAUUUGAAAAAAUAGGGUAAGUUCUUCUCUAAACGAAUGAAGAGCUUUUUUUGUUUCAUCAGGGGCCAAGAAUUGAAGAUUAUACCCACAUUGUUUGAUAAAGCAGUUUUAAAUAUUACAAAAGCAAAAAAAAUAUCUAUAUUUUGAAUCAAAUCAACAUAUGUAAGCAUCAAUCUUUUUGUAUUUAUCUCAAACUUUAAAGACGAUUCUAUUUUGUUCCUGAUAUAUUGGGAUCUAUUUAGGCCUUUGAAGGUUCCUUUCUAAUAACUAAAUUUAAUUCUAAUCUAUCAAGCAAAAUGGGGGAAAAGAGACAUUAUGCCUUUGCAGAGUAAAAUAUAUAUUCCCUUGCACAUUAACAAUCCUAUGCAUAACAUUUACCAAGCAAACUCUAGAAUGUACUUGUAUUUCGUCCAUUUAUGUUCAAUAGACAGCAACAGUAUUCAUAUAGCUUUGGAAUGCAUAGAAACAUUUGCCCAGGCUGUUGGCACUGAUUUCCGUCUAAUCCCUAUUUCUGGAAACGUGGGCUUAUGAGGCUGAUAAGGAAAGCGCGACAAUCAUCUCAUGAUUUGUUGUUGUUAUUGUUUUGUAUGAGUUAAAUUAUGUACAGUAAACAAAGUGUGCUUCAUGAAUUUGUGUUUUAUGAGCUAUCCCAUAAUAAGGUUUGUUCACAUAUGGCAAAGAAACAUCGUGAUUGGUACUGUCUGCAUUGCCCAUUCAAAGUACACACAGAAUCGGUGUUUGUACGUGCUAGCGCUAUGUGUUGUAAAGAGAAAAUGGCAAUGAUGAAAGUGGUAUACUCCCAUGGGAAAUUGCGUGAUAUGUGAAUGCACCCUUACAGAUUUCGCCAGAAUAUUUCCUUUCCUGACAAUCUCUAUGAAAAUGACAAUAAACAGAAAAAGAAUCUCAACACUGCUUGUGAUUAUAAACCCCUACAAUGGCAUGUAGUGGGAGUUCUCCAACAGAUAAUAGAUCCAAGGAUGCAGUUAAUUGGUGCUAUGAUUUCUCAAAUGCUUGUUGAUGCAUAUAUAUAUAUCUUUAUAUAAGAAUGUGUGUCGAAGUGGUUAACCAUUUCCCAGAGAAGUACAAUUCAAAAUGGCUUUUCUUCUCUCUAACCUCAUCAAAUCUCAUUGAUUGCCAUGAAAAUCAUGAACUCGACAACUCAUGGAGCAAGGUCUAUUUUUAUUGCUUUUAAAUUUUGGUCGGUUUUUGUUGUCAACAUAGACUAUUUAGCUCUUCCUAUUUAAGUCAUUAAUGAUAUCUGUUUGUUGCACUGUUUUUUAUUGUGUUAAACCAAUAUAAAGAUUGUUUAUCAUUUUGAAUGCUAUGCAAUUUGAUUUGUACCCAUUUUUUAAUGCAUACAAUGCUUAGUAUUUAUUUAUUUUUUGGUUAAAUUACGACAUGCUCUUUUUUAAACUUUGCAUUUAAACAUGUGUUUGAGAUGCAUCAGUGCAUAUAUUGAGCCACUUGGUUUUAUGAUGCUCAUUUAAUUGAUCAGUAUCUUGGAGAAGGAGAUGUAAAAUGUUUGUAAAUAAUCAAUUCUGCUGAAAAGUAUAAUCCUUGUAGGUAUGUAUAUUCUAUUGUCUUUACAUUUUGAUCAAAAAAGCAUUUUAAGAAAGUAAUAUGAUGUUGUGCUUGUAAGAUUGAAUAGAGUUUUUGCAUAUAUCAAUGCAGCAUGUCUAUUAAGGAUGUCACUGUACAUAUUCCUGUGCAUCAUGCAAGUAUAAGUGAUAGUAUAUAUUAAUGAUCAAAGUGUAAAUAGCAAACAUAUAUAUUUUUUUCGUUAUUGUUAUUUAUCAUCAUUUUGAUAUAUAUGUUGAAAGUGGCUGAUGUUUUGUAUUUUCGCCAUCCAUGACUGUUAUGUUAAUUGUCCUCCUAUAAUAUGUUCAGAUUUGUAUUGAUCAGAUUAACAGUAAUUCGAAUUUGAAAGUUCUUGAUAAGCUGGACUUCCAACGGUAAAAAAGAUGAGUUCUAUUUUGUAGCUUUAAUAAAUAACAGGAGAGAGUUGUGAAAUCAGUUGGGAAUGUUUGUCGGUGAUAGUGCAUACAAUGUAUCAGAGCUUGUGGAUUACUUUAAAUAUACUAAUAAUCAUAAUAAUAUUCUGUUCUUUUUCGUAGUUCAUAACCCCUUUGCAAUGGAAGGAACCAUAAAGCCCAUAUUAAAAAAAAUGUAAACAAAGAAAAGGCCCCCCAAAGCAGGAAUGAAAGCAAACAUAAUGAUCCAAAUGGAAGCAAUGGAAUUAAACCUGAGUCUCAUAUCAACAAUAAAAGCAAACAUAGACCCAUAUCUAGAUCAUUAAAGCAAACAUGAGACUUCAAUAACAGCUAUAAAAAUCAAACAUAAGGCCCCCAUAGUAGCAAUGAAAGCAAACAUGAAGCCCCCAUAUUAGCAGUGGAACAAACAUGAGGCAACAAGAUAUUGGAGCAAACCUACGACCCUUGUAGGAGGAACAGUAGCAAACCAUGAAUCCCUCAUAAAGAGCAUUGAAAAUUAGCUUUAAAGAAUCCCCCACCACAAGCUCAAUACAAGUAUGCACUGUAUGCACUGGUUAUCAGUCAACUCUCCUUGUCAAAAAGUGACCAAGAGAUUUUGUCUUCCCACAUUGUUCUAUAGCUUGCCAUGUAUAUAUCUGUUAGGUAUUAUUUCUUUCUUUCUCUCUCCACCUCUCUUUGUGUAUCAAUUUUUCCAAGAGGACCAACUCGGAUCAUUUAACCCUGUGGAAAAUGAUAGCCAACAAUUUGGAACUCCUUUAAAUAGUAAAUCACAUUUUCAUAACAGGGGUACUUUGAUCUUGAUGUCUUUGUGAGUCGAGCCAAUUUGAAGUGGACAUGUGAAGACUUCACAUGGUUGUAGGGAUUGAUUUUUCUCCAAAUACUGUUCAAAUUACCUAUCAACAUCCAUGUAACGGAAAAAGAUUAUAAUUAUUUCAUACAUUUUUUUCAUUUGGGUGAAAAGAGCUGUGUCAAAGUUUUAAAAUCUAUUUCUCUUUUUAUCCUAACAACUCAGCUUGUUAUAUUACAUCAUCAGAAAGCCAUUUCAUUGUUUAUACAUUUUAUGCCAAUAUUCAUCAAACUUGUCAAUUUCAAUUUUCAAUCUCAAUUGAUUUCUAUUAUGAGAAUUAUGCUGGCUUUAUGUAUGUUUUGUAUCAUGUAUUCUAUCGUGUGUCGAUAUUUCUAUUUGGAAAUGGUCAUGUUAUUUUAAAAUUGAAUCAUUCAUAUUAAGCUCCUACAUGGUGAAACUGAGCAACUCAAGGGGCCUGUUCGUGAAUGUGUCAUAGGAUUUUUUUGUUCCUUUUGUUUUUUUUAAUGCUUGAGUAGGGGGAACUUUCUUAUGUUAUUAUGAUGCUGGCCAUCAAAUUUAUACCGUAUUUAUGUUCCCCCACCCGCUUCAAAGGUGCUGGGAAGCAUUGCCCCGAGCAUGUAUUUGUAAGUUCCCCCCCCCCCCCAUGCCAUUCUGCUGAACCAAUUGACUAAACUUUGCAAAAAGAUUAUUUUGUAUGAUUACAUUGUAUACAGGCCAUCAGUAGGAAACCCUCAGAAGUCGUAAAGAUUGGAAGAAAGGAUAAAAUACCUUCAUAAUGUUUUGUGUCCAAUGAAGAUCUGAGGAUGGACUUUGUAAUAAGUGUGACAUUCUUGUUUAAUUGUAGGAAAGCUUUAAUUUUCUUUUCAAGAAUAAUGCAGGAUUACAAUCUUCCUCUAUAUCUGUCUACUCAAGGUUUACAAUGAUAUACACAGCAUACUGGUAUAGAUUUAAUACUACCGAUUCUCUCCAGUAUACAUACAAUUGCCCAUUGUAGCAUUUUCAUACUGCCACAGUCUUAUAAUGGGAAACAGAUUUGUAAUAUAAAUUUUUUCACUAUCAAUAUUUUUAACAUUCAGAAAGAGAAUCCUUAAAUUAAUGGGUAUGACAAUUUUGAUAGGUGUCCUUAGGUUGAUCAACAAAUUCACAGUACCCACUCCAUGAGAUUAACAUAAACUUAUGAUAUCAAGAAUUCCUUUUUUAUGUCUCUUAGAGGCUGAUUACAAAGGACAGGCUUGUGUGGAAAAAGGAAAGGAAUGGAUUUAAUCCACCAAACAAUUUUGGCUUGAAAGCCUGGAAUGCACUCAUUACUACUCGACUCCAGCAUGCAGUUGAAUUGUGCUCAUGCACGUAAUAGUUUCUCCUUCACAUUAAGAAUGUUGUAAAAUAUUGUAUUCUAUUAUCUGGAGAAUAAAAAUAAAGAGUCUUGUUAAUAUUUUCUUUAUAGAAUGUCUACUCAUAUCAACUGUACCAAGGGCAUAAUUUAAAGAGGCUUUUUAAAAAAAUAAGAGGGGCGUAUAAGGCAUGGGAAUUAGCUCCUUGGUUAUCUUUUUUUCCCCUUCCAUUUUUGAAGUCUGAAUAUUAGUUUUGUUUCUAUUGAGAUUCCUUCCACUAUUCCAAUAAUCAUUAACCAAUAAUUGUUAGUUAUUCCUUGUUCUGUACACUUCAAUCUAUACAAAGAGAAUCUAUAAAUGCUCAACUAUGAACAUUUUUUAAUUGAAUCACUUUUUAAAUUGUUUUAUUCAAAUGUUGAUAUACCGUAACAACUUUUUCACAAUUUGCCAAUGGUAUGGUGCUAGAUCAGACUUUUUGAGGGUGAUGUUUUAAAACUCCACCCAUACUGAUCUGUCAAAGAGAAAAACGUUAUGUCAAUUUUUCGUCAUUCAUCUUAAAUGAAUUUGUAUCUAAAUGUGUGAAUUUUCAUUAGGAUAUGAUAAAAUUGGAUGUUUAAAUUCAGGAAAAGAGAUCAGAAAAUGUUAUUCAAAUUUUAUGGGCAACGAUGUAGUUGUGCAUGUGUCACAACUAUCUCUCAACUACUGGCUAUGGUAACACAGAGCUAUGCCCUCAUUUUAUUCAGUAGACGGUAAAUUAUGUUAAUGACAAAAGGAUUUAUUCCUAUUCACAGUAAAUAAUAAAGGUUAUGAGUCACUUAUCUUAUGGAGCAUAAGAUUCUGUUAAUAUUGGAAAGUGAGGCUGAUUGUACGUUACUGAAGUUGGCCAAAAAUUUGUUUUAAAAGAGGCGAAUCAUAGAGUGUUAUUCAGCUACUAACAUCCAGUGCUUAUGGUUUGAAUUAUUCAUCAUAAUUGCAUUAUAAUAAAGUGAAAAAUAAAUGAAUAUGAAAUUGCAA